AUGCUUGAACAAUCGACUCUUGUUGAUAAUGGAAGUGAUAUUGAAGAAUUUGAUCCAACACAAUGCUCGACACCAUCAAGCAGCAGUAGCGACUGUAGCAUUCACAAUGAAAUUCAUAAUGAAACUCUGGAAACGACAAUCAAUACCGACAAAAGGAGUUCAUCGAACGAAAGAAAUAACUCAACGCAAACUGAUUUCUCACAAUUAACAUGUGACAUAACCGAAGAGGUUGGUGAUAAUGAAAUCGAAGAAUCCGAUACACGUGACAAAAUCUAUGAAGGUGGUAUCGAACAAUCGAGUGAAGAUCAAUAUCAAAGAGAAGACUUUGAAGAAAAAACAUCAUCCGAUGUGAGGAGGAUGAGUACAUAUUCAGGUGAAAUCAACCAAUCUAAAUCAACCAACGAUUGCAAACGAAUGAAAUUAACAUUAGAGCAUGAUAAACUCGAAUUUUCUGCGAAUCGUAUCGAGUUAAAUGAUGAAGCCGAAUGGAACUUAAAUUUAAUAUUUAAUAACCAACAAAUUCUGAGUAGUGAAUAUGAGUAUAGUGCACUGGAAACUGCAGUAGUGACAGAUCCUGCUCGAGGUGUAUUCACAGCGUUCUCAAAUGCAGAUGAAACAGCAACAACAGAAACACACAUAGAGAAGACAGAUGCUGGUAGCGAGUCAUCACCAAUAAAGCCGGCUACCGUUUUUGUAACUGUUGCCGAAGUUCCAAUUGGUUUAUUGAAGAAUACGACGGAUAAUACUGAACGUCUUCCAGUUGAAAUACAAAUGGCUAAAACGAAUCAAUAUUUUGAAUCACUAGAUGAAGAUCUGAUCACGAACACAGACUCAACAAACAUUGCUGCCAUUGUUGAAGUGAUAACAGAACAGCCAUCGACAAAAAAGAAGAAAAAAAAACAAAAACGUAUUUUUCCACAAAGAGCAGAAGGAUUUUAUCCUACUCGCUCGCGAAAAUGA
This is a messenger RNA of Adineta ricciae, 960 nucleotides long. Lineage: Eukaryota; Metazoa; Rotifera; Eurotatoria; Adinetida; Adinetidae. The record is from the annotation of a GenBank genome assembly.